AUGUCUUCGCUGUGCUCUCGCCUGAGCCCAGCGAUGCUCUCUGGCCAGGUCAAUGAUUACUUUGGCGAUACCCAUCACCUUCUUGGCGGUUCCCCUACACCCAAUGAGCCCUUUCUGAGGACGGGCUUGACACCGGGCGGCAGCGGUUCUAUGUUCCCUGCCCCCAGCCCGAAUUCUCGACUUUUUGCUUAUCUCGCCAGCGGCGGAGCUACACCCAGCACUCUCGACUUCCACCGAACUGCUAUAAGCGCUGCGGCCAAACUUGAUCAGAACGGUGCUUCUCCGCGACCACAAGGACAACAACCACCACCCCCGCAUGAGCAACAGCAACCAUCUGUAACCUCUCAACCCCAAGAAAUGCCCAACGGUGCGACAACCGUCAAACCCGAGGCGAAGCCCACAUCGGGCCCUUUUGACCCCCGCGAUAACGACGCUGCGAAUGGUCUAUUCAUGUUGGCCCAAGAUAGGAACGGUGCCCAGAGUACGAACCAAUUCGCCGUCACUUCAGGCGCCCCCGGCCACGUUGACCCUGCUCCCGUCGCUCCACAGAAUAUGAACACUUCGCCGCAGGUGUCGAGUGUUAAUGGGGGCUCCAUUGGCUCUGCUCGCAGCAUGAGUGAGAGUAAUAUUGCUUCGGAUGAGAGCGAACAGGCCAGGCCCAAUACGCGAGGCAAGGGCAAGAGGAACCCCCCUCCCACCUACGGCCGACGAAAAGCGGAUGAGCCCCUAGCUAAUGCUCCCGCUAAUAAGAAAUCCAAGAUCAAUACCGCUGCUAUUAAUGGUGACAUGGAUUUCUCUGAUGACAAGUCCAAGAUGAAACCGGAGGAGGGCAGAUCCAAGUCAGAGAUGACGGACGAGGAGAAGCGAAAGAACUUCCUCGAGCGCAAUCGCGUCGCUGCCCUCAAGUGUCGUCAGAGGAAGAAACGAUGGCUAACCAACCUGCAGACCAAGGUUGAGAUGUUCAAUACGGAGAACGAUGCCUUGACGGUGCAAGUCACCCAGCUCAGAGAAGAGGCGGUCAACCUAAAGACGCUUCUUUUUGCCCACAAGGACUGUCCAGUUACUCAGCAACAAGGACUCCACGGUGCCUUCAUGUCGCAGGUCGUUGAACCCUUCAAUCCGCAGAUGAACCCCUAUGGUAUGGCUGCACCGAUGCCAAACCAGGUUAUGGCUGGCCAGGGUGUGCAGCGGCGUUUCUCAUAG
Fusarium falciforme is the source of this 1203-nucleotide messenger RNA. RefSeq names its product BZIP domain-containing protein. Bases 1 to 1203 code for a protein of 400 amino acids. Gene Ontology annotation, biological process: regulation of transcription by RNA polymerase II. NCBI's taxonomy places the organism in Eukaryota, Fungi, Ascomycota, Sordariomycetes, Hypocreales, Nectriaceae. The transcript has 2 exons. The record is from RefSeq and is a predicted model, not a curated record. Gene Ontology annotation, molecular function: RNA polymerase II cis-regulatory region sequence-specific DNA binding; DNA-binding transcription factor activity, RNA polymerase II-specific.